Molecule: messenger RNA, 1594 nt
Organism: Anopheles coluzzii
Lineage: Eukaryota; Metazoa; Arthropoda; Insecta; Diptera; Culicidae
Product: growth hormone-inducible transmembrane protein-like
Exons: 4
Coding region: 204-1232 (342 amino acids)
Cellular component (GO): mitochondrial inner membrane
Source: RefSeq, a predicted model, not a curated record
UUUCUUUGGAAAAAAGAACAUAUGCAAUCAUAACAGCAGCGCUUUUGCCAGAAUUGAGUCAGUCACUCGUCCGCUCAGUCGACUAAUACGAAAAUUAAAACAAAACGAAGUUUAAACAAAGUUUCUUUACAGAAAUUGUGAAAUUCCAAUAGCUUUGCGCAUCGAAAAACUGUCGCCUUUGUUUCGAACAAAAAGCUCCGAAGAUGCUGUCCCGUUUGGCCUGUGGUAGACCCUUCGUCUCGUCGGCAUUGAUCAAAUCGGCCCUGCAAACAGUUCCAAAGCGCCCUCAGCUCCAGCCAGUGUUCCGCCAGUACGCACGCGAUGUGAAGGGAGGCAGCAGCCCGGGCAGCAGCAGCUGGACAUCGCGCGCCGAGCGAAUGACGUUGCGGGAGCGGGCAAUGGCUCCACCCGGUCCGAAUGCGUACGCGAUCGGCAAGGGAGCGGUGGCGGGUGGUGCCGCCCUCGGCCUCGGUGCGCUGUGCUUCUACGGGCUUGGGUUGGGCAGUGGCACGAGCACGCUGGAAAAUUCGCACCUGUGGCCCGAGUUCGUGAAGCAGCGCAUACAGGACACGUACCUGUACUUUGGCGGUUCGCUCGCAAUUUCGGCUGCUAGUGCCGUGGCCGUGUUUCGGUCGCCCCGUCUGCUGAGUCUCGUAUCGAGAAAUGGUUGGAUGUCCGUUCUCGCCACAUUCGCGCUCAUGAUUGGUUCCGGAAUGGUGGCACAGUCCAUUCCGUACAGUCCCGGCUUGGGCGCGAAGCAGCUCGCAUGGGCGACCCAUUCGGCCAUCCUGGGUGCCGUGAUCGCUCCGAUGUGCUUCGUUGGAGGGGCCAUCCUGACACGCGCCGCCUGGUAUACGGCCGGCAUCGUCGGAGGCCUCUCCACCGUGGCCGUCUGUGCGCCGAGCGACAGGUUCCUGUACAUGGGCGGACCGCUAGCGAUUGGCUUGGGGGUGGUAUUCGCUUCGUCGCUAGCUUCGAUGUGGCUUCCGCCGACGACGGCUCUCGGGGCCGGCAUUGCCUCUCUUUCGCUGUACGGUGGUCUGCUGCUUUUCAGCGGUUUCCUCCUGUACGACACGCAAAAGAUUGUGAAGCGGGCAGAAAUGUAUCCACUCUACGCUCCCCGGCCGUUCGAUCCAGUCAACUCAGCGAUUUCGAUCUACAUGGACACAUUGAACAUUUUCAUCCGAAUUUUGACGAUUUUGGCCGGCGGUGGUGGAAACCGUCGCAAGUAAAGUAGUGUUGCGCAGUGUCUGCAUUAAUGCUUAGGGUUUAUCUGUAAUAGGGAGCUGUAUUUUGUUUAGCUAAGAAUAGUGCAUAACUUAUGAAUUCGACAGCCUAAAAACAUCCCAAAACAUGUGCUUUUUCCACAGAGAGAAAUAGAACGCACCCGUUAGAGAAGAUCCCUCAGCUAGCAGUUCAACAUGAAAGUUUCCGACUUUCGUGGCAUAAUUUCUAGUGGAUACAAAACUCUCUUUUUGUUCUAUUGGUCCAAGAACUUGUAUGGUUCGGCUUUCCACGGAUUGGAGCACUUCAUGAAAUAUGUUCUAAGAAACAUCUUAAUUAUGUAAAUAAAUUGUAACGGUUGGAUGUUUAA